Messenger RNA from Venturia canescens, 12314 nucleotides. RefSeq names its product Protein tyrosine phosphatase 69D (gene Ptp69D). Lineage: Eukaryota; Metazoa; Arthropoda; Insecta; Hymenoptera; Ichneumonidae. The transcript is spliced from 11 exons. Bases 638 to 5008 code for a protein of 1456 amino acids. The record is from RefSeq and is a predicted model, not a curated record. Gene Ontology annotation, biological process: protein dephosphorylation. Gene Ontology annotation, molecular function: protein binding; protein tyrosine phosphatase activity.
GCAGCGCCACUUCGAGCACAUAAUACAGACAUUCUUAUAUACACAGAAAGGAUUAAUUUCUUUUCGUUCGAAAAUUGAAUAAGAAUAUAUUGAAUGGGGAUCACAGAUCACAGAUCACAGUAGUGAACAGUGUUAGUGUAUCGUGGUAUCGUCUGCCGGGCCAGCGGUAUCAAGAGCAUAUAGCAAAGCACAAAGCACAAGGCUAGGAUUGUGGGGAGGAUUAAAUUCGUGGAUGAUUGCUUAGUAAUAAUAAGCGAAUGGUUUCAUUGUGGAGUGCACUUUUUGUGUAGUCUUGAGAUGAACAAGUAAUCGUAGAGAUUUAUUCUACAAAUAAUAUACCAUAGAGGACAUUGACGUUCGAUUAGUAAUUGCCGAAAGCGCUGUCAAACAAUGAGACAUUGCUGUCAAAGCGAUCAAGUUCUGUGAGGUGUUGGCGGGUGGGUGACACCAAAUAUUUAUAUAUAUAUUUAUAUAUAUAUGUGUGUAUAUAUGUAUAAUAUAUAUGUAUAAUAUAUAUAUAUAUAUAACACGCGAGCGUCUAGUCAAAGAAGUUCCCCCCGCCUUGCCUCUUUCCAUCCAUCGCGGUUAUAGAAUCCCGGUCGGUUGCCGCUAAACACGCCCGGCUGUCACAGACGCCAUGUUACGAAGCCGCAUAUUGCCGAUGGCAAUCAUCAUAACUUCCCUUAUUACCUCAUGUAUUAUUGAUGUUCGUGCCGAUCUUGAAAAUAGCGGAUUAACAACGGUAGCAGUAACAGGCACCGAUCUGACCACAACAAUUCGAACUAUAACAGCAACAUUAGAAAUAGACUCGUCUCAAAAAAUAGAUGGCAUAGAGGCAGGCAGCACGCCUUUUCUAAUAUGUAAACUGAGUGAACCUGGUAUGAUAACUUGGAACUCUGAUGGCAGAAAUAUCACCACUAUAAGAGACUUGGAUUAUUCUACCCCUAAGGGACGAAUAGAUCUGAGGCAAGCCAAAAGAAAUGAUACUGGAAAUUACACAUGUACAGGCAAAACCAAUGGUGGAGAUUUCUUGCAAAAAACAGUAUUUGUUAGGAUCAUAGAACCUGGUAAAAUACGACCAGCCAAGGAUGUCAGAAGAAAAGUAGGUGAGUCAGUCAAAUUAGUAUGCCAUAUGGAGGGUGAACCUCUGACAAAUUUCACAUGGCUUAAGGGAAACAAUAGCGAAAGCAUUGAACAUCUGCAAGAGCUAACAAAACUGGAGCGCAUUAACGAAACUUUAUCAGUUUUAUCGCUUGUUUUCGAGAGUGUAUCUCGCCGUGACAAUGGCACAUACACUUGUCAAGCAACGGAUUACUAUGGUGUUGUGAGUGCCAUGCAAAGUCUAUUUGUCAUAGACAAGCCUCAGGUUAAUAUCGAUUUCAUGAAAGCUGUUGGUGCCCAUAUGAUAUAUUUGAACUGGACGGUGAAUGAUGGUAACGAGCCCAUUAAAGAAUAUCUCAUACAACACAUGCCAAAUGGCACUGAUCAGUGGCACUUUUAUCGUGGUGAAAUUGGUGGUGGAAACUUAAGUUAUGUUCUUAAAGGCCUUGAGAAAGGUACAGCCUAUCAGCUAAGAAUAAGCGCUGUUAACGCUAUAGGAAGAUCACAAAUACAAACGGAUCCCCGAUGGAUCACCACACUCUCUGAAGAUCCUGUUUUCAUUCCGACAGUUUCCGUAAACGGUUUCACCGAUCGUUCAAUUACCAUCGGUUGGAAUGUACCGCCACCAGAUCUACGAGAACACGUGCAUUACUAUAAAUUGAUGGUGACUCAUGGUGACCAAAAGAAAGAGGCUUUUUAUCCAGCACAAACCUUCAAUGUUUACGUAUUUGUCGAUCUUGAUCCAGCGACCACUUAUCAAUUCAAAAUUGCUGCUUGCAGCGAAUACACAAAGCAUUGUGGAAAUUGGAGCAAAAUAGUCAAUGGAACGACCAUGGAUGGAGUCUGUGGUGCACCGCAAAAUCUUACGGUUACCUGUCGCUUCGACAAUAUUAGUAGCACAGCUUACGUUUACGUAUCUUGGCAGCCACCGGCAAGACCUAACGGCGUUAUAACACGUUAUCAAUUGGAACUCACCGGUGCCGCUCAAUACCGCAACGACCUCGGUAGACCAGGCAAUAAUUGGUGGAAAUUGCCUGAUAAAACGGUCAAAGAACUUGAACAUAGCUACGAAUUCAAAAGCCUCUCACCCAAUACAAAUUAUACGGUGCGGGCCUGGUGUGUAACGAGGCUACGAACGCCUGGUAAAGAUACCAUUGGAAAUUGUACAAUGCCAGUAACUGUGCCGGAUAAAGAAAAUAUGAAUCUUCGUUCAUGGCGUAAGAUCGAGAGCGAGGGUAGACAAUUAUUCAAGCUGUAUUUACCAAGAAUAUCAGAGAGAAAUGGUCCAAUAUGUUGUUAUCGAAUAUUCAUGGUAAAGUUAGGACCUCAAAAAUCGACCGGAGAUUUGCCAGCACCUGAUGAGAUAGAAAUUCAUACAUAUCAUUAUGUUCACGCUUCACCAAGUGGAGGAGCUUAUCUUGCCGAAAUGUUCGACAGCGAUCAUCUCUUGUCAGAAAUAUUUCUCGGCGACGGUGAAUCAUCUAACGCGAGUAACGUCUGUGAUCGUUGCAUCGGUCUUCGACCUAAAGCGACGCCAACUCUUCAUCUCGUGCCUGAAGUUUCCGGCACGGCCACGACCAACACGACGAUCUCAACGACAAUAAUACAAACUACCUUCGUUCCACAUUUUGAAACUUCACAAACUACCACCAUUACCUCCACCGUUGUUGAAACUACCCCUACGAGCCAGUCACGAAACUCUUCGGAAUCAACAGUUCGUCAUAAAAGAGACGACACGCCCGAAAUUAGCCCACUUCUCAUUGAAAAUCCAUCAGGAUCUGGAAUUUAUCCACCUUACGAUGGGUUUAUUGACGAAAAAGCCAAUUAUACCGCUUUCAUCGAAGUUAUAGUUUACGGUGAUCGAGACGGUCAAGUAAUGCCAGCAUACAGCGGAUAUCUCCACCAGCUUUACGGUGGUCCGGAUUAUCGUAACAUUGCAGCACAGAAAGAAAAUACUCUCGAAGUAAUACUGCAAAUAGUAGUUGCUCUUAUUCUCAUAAUUGCGAUACUUUUGAUCGCGUUGUGCGUUUUGCACAGAUAUACGAAACGAGCAGAGCAGCGAGGCGAAGAAAUAAUAACACUGAGAAAUAGUUUCAGGCAUCUCUGCAGAAGUUUGAGAGGUAGGCAUCAGCUAGUAGCAGCGAGUCCACCGGAUAUGCCACCGAUACCAAAAGCCGAUCUCUUGCAGGCUUAUCUCGAGCGUCACCGUGACUCAGAUUAUGGUUUUCAACACGAAUUUGAGCUUUUGCCAGAUCGCUUCGCCGAUCGUACGACACGAGCUUCCGAGGGACGAGAAAACCUUUACAAAAAUCGUUAUCCUGACAUCAAGUGCUACGAUCAAACGAGAGUUCGCUUGUCCCAGAUUGACGGUAUUUCCGGUUCAGAUUAUAUCAAUGCGAACUUUGUUCUUGGUUAUAAGGAAAGAAAGAAGUUCAUAUGUGCUCAAGGGCCUAUGGAAAACACCGUUUGUGACUAUUGGCGCAUGAUUUGGGAACAACAUCUCGAACUCGUACUAAUGCUCACAAAUCUCGAAGAAUACUCCAAAACUAAAUGUGCUAAAUACUGGCCUGACAAAGAAGAAACGAAAAAUUUUGGUGAUAUCACGGUAGAACAUAUUAAACAACGACCAUUCUCCGAUUACGUUGUUCGAGAGUUGAAAAUGUCUCGUACCGGCGAACGGGAUUCCCGCAUAAUCGUCCAAUACCAUUUUCUCGUAUGGAAAGAUUUCAUGGCACCCGAACAUCCUCAUGCAAUUUUACGCUUUAUCAAACGCGUCAACGAGGCUUAUUCCCUCGAGAAGGGACCCAUUCUUGUACAUUGCAGUGCCGGUGUUGGAAGAACCGGCACUCUCGUUGCGCUUGACUCUCUCCUUCAACAACUUUCCGAAGAAGGACAAGUCUCCAUUUUUAAUACCGUCUGCGAUUUACGACAUCAACGGAAUUAUUUGGUACAGUCGUUGAAGCAGUACAUUUUCAUAUAUCGUUCUCUCAUGGAAAUGGCUCUUUACGGCGAUACGGAAAUACCCAUUUCACUAUUGAAAUCCAGCAUCGAAAAACUCAGGAUCAGGGACAAUGGCAAAGAAAAAUGUCGCAUGGAGGAAGAAUAUGAUAAAAUCAGUUCUGUGUUGGAAGAUCGCAAAUCAUUCUCGGUGGGUGGUGGUGAUGAAAAUAGGAUCAAAAAUCGCAACGAAAUGAUCAUACCGUAUGACAGAAAUCGAGUUAUAUUGACACCCAUACCAGGCCGAGAACAUUCCACCUAUAUCAAUGCUUCUUUUAUCGAAGGAUAUGACAAUUCCGAAUCUUUCAUUAUAACGCAAGAUCCACUGGACACUACGAUAGCUGAUUUUUGGAGAAUGAUUUCUGAACAGUGUAUAUCGACCAUCGUAAUGCUGUCGGACCUGAACGAAGGACCACGAAAAUGUCCGAGAUAUUGGCCCGAUGACGAAACAAAUUACGAUCACAUAAGAGUGCGAUAUAUCCAGAGCGAAAGUUGUCCUUAUUACACAAGACGGGAGCUUUGUGUGGCAAAUACAAAGACGGACGAGACAGUAUUUGUAACGCAAUAUCAAUAUCAUGGAUGGCCAACAGUCGAGGGUGAAGUUCCAGAGGUCACGCGAGGCGUCAUAGAGCUGGUCGAUCAAACGCUCAGUCAUGACGUCGAAUCCAGUGGCCCUUUGGUCAUUCACUGUAGUUUCGGUUCAGACAGGAGUUCAAUGUUUGUAGCUCUGAGCAUAUUGGUCCAACAGUUACGCACGGAAAAACGCGUUGACAUAUUCACGACAACGAAAAAAUUACGAUCGCAAAGACAUGGAAUGAUCAGCACUUUUGCACAAUACGAGUUUCUUCAUCGAGCGGUCAUCAACUACGCGGAUCUCCACAACAUUGCCGAAGAUGAACCAAUCUCUUAAUGAACGGAGGCUGAGAGUUUAGACACUGCAGAGCAACAGUAUUGUUUGGCAAAUUAAAAUCGCCAUUGGUUCAACUGGAAAGGAAUUUAUUAAUCACUUGAGUGAUGAGAAGAUGUGCAAGCUCGUUUCACCGAGUAUGAUAUUUUUUAUUUUCAUUCCGCUUUUUCUCGGAAGAAAAACUCAUGAUGCAUGUUUACGUUGUACAGAAUCCGAUAAAAAUCACGAUAUUGUCGUUAAUAUCAUGAUGAUCUUGGGAUGCUUAAAAAAAAUGAAAGGAAAGCAGCCAAGAAUUGGAGUUUCGAAUUAGGUGAAAAUGGAAUCAAGGUAUUCUAACAAUUGCGAGUGUGGAGGGUUACUAACUGAAAAGUGGACAUAUGCUUUUCUGGAUAUAUCAAGUGUGUAAUGUUCAAGAAAAACGUGUAUCUAGUUUUCAGUUACCUACAACCCCUCCACCUUCCCCCGACAACCAAACUUUUUAGUGAAAUUGACAACCACAUUUUCACCUGUAUUCCCUCUCCAAAUUUCGUGUACGCAUUGAUCGUUGUCGGGAAAGUGUGACAUACGUACAAUUCUAUAUUGUACGUUUGAUAAACUAGGAUAUGAUACUAAUGACCAAACGACAAGUGGAUCUGUAGUUCGUGGAAGUUAUUUCAAUUUCUUCUCUCGUUCUAUUUAUAUGAUGCCGCUCACUUCUUUACAAUUCGAAUGAUUUAUUAUUUACCCAUACAGUUUGUUUUGACGCUUCCGUCAUUAAUUCUCAAACUUUUCCAUCUUCUUUGUCGAUGAAUGCAAUCAGGAGAAGUGCUGAAAAUUGUUUCGAACAUUCGAAGUUUUUUUUUUUGAACAACAAGAAUAUGAUUAAUAGCACCACAGCUCGUUCAAUUCAUUCGAGAAAAAAGGGCCGAAUCACAAAAUUAAUGACAAAUUGAUAAAAUCGUGUUACGCGCGCAUCGACCCAAGUAUAUGUAGAUUUUUCACAUUUGAAAAGAUAAAAGAAAAAGAAGAUGAAGAGAUCAGUAAAACAUUGUUACAAACCUGUCGUAGCCAAACGGCAAAACGAAGAAUGAGAGAAACAAGGUAAAUGUAUUUUAUAUGAAUGUGAAGAUUGUAAGAUUAAGUUACAUGUGUAAAUUUAUUUACACAUAAAAUUAGCACAUAAGCUUGGCAUUAUUCCUACCAUUUCCACUAUUACGAAUCGACACGUCGUAAAUAAUUGACUAAUGUUACAAAUGACAGUAUAACCGACCUAACAAUUUUUUUUUUGUUUUUUCAUUUUGUUUGACGUUUCAAAACUUGUAUAUUUUUAAAACGUUGAAAUUAGUCUUAUUCGAAUACCAGUUAAUGAUCACGUUCAUUAUUUAAAUUUAAAUACUCUCAUCGAAUGUGUAAAUAUAUACAUACUAAGAUAUAUGUAUAUAUAUAUAGAUAUAUAAAUGUAUAACGUGCAUUGUCGAAACGUUGUAUAUUAAAUUGACAUGAUCCACAUGUAAAGAACAAAAUGUAAACGCAGUUGAGGCUGAGCAAUUUUUUGUCAUGCAUAUACACAUAAUUUUGUUCUUCUACAAUAUGGAAAGACUGACUAUAUAUUUCUUAUUUAAUUAAAAAGAUUGUUCGUCUCGACUGAAAUCAAUGGAUGGCUUUUUUCGACGUCUUUUUUUGUAUUUCAAUCGUAUUGAUAAACCAAGAUAUACAAGCUGUGAAUCGCAUUUCGUAGAACAAGUCAAACAUUUUUUAUAUUUCGUAUAUUAGAAAUACCGCGCAAACCCUUGACAAUUAACGAAUGCAUGGUGCAUAUAUUUUAGGAUGUCCCAAAGAAGAGCGAUUUUUUUUCAUAUACCACCUCUUCAAAGCUCAUAUAUAUGAUUGAAAGAAGAAACCUGGUCAAAAAUAUGUCCUAUAGCUCAAUUUUAAAAGGUAGCGCAAAUCAUUUUUGUUUUUUUUUUCGCUAUUUUAUAUAUAAAAAAAAUAGGGUCUUCGUCGAAAAUUGCUUCUUUAAAUCAUUGUAUGAUUAUUUUACAAUACCUUGGGAAUAAAGAUUUUCUUUUUCGAAAAACGGUCCCAACAUUUUUGGCAACGUGUUAUAUUGAUAAAAAAUGAUAUUAUGAUUAAUUUCAAGAAGACAGAAGGUGAAAAAACAAAAAGAAAACACAACUUUGUUUUUAUAAGAGAAAUUUUAAUUUUUCGGUUAUUGUAAUCAUUCUUUCUUUCUGUAUUCAUUAUUCCAAACCCAUACAAUCCUUUAUCUUUAAUACCUAGAAGUGGUUGGGUGAGUCCGGAACAUAUUUUCAUGUGUGUGCGAAAUCGUGAGUGGGUUUGGAACAUUUUCGAUGUGGGAUCGGUAUGGUUAGGUUGGUCCAAAUCAUCUUCCUAAUUUCGUCUUUUGAUUUUCUUACCCACCUUCGUGAUUUUUUUCAAAUCCUAAGACAACAUUUUUAGCUUCCUCCUCUCUAAAAUUGAUCGUGAUAUUAUUUGUUAUUUACAGCAAUGCUUUAAAAAAAAAAAUUGGAACCAUUUUUCACAAAAGGACCACUUGUAAAUGUUUACCUAAAAAAAAUGUACAUGUCGAAAGAUGUUCCGGACCUACCCAACCACUUCUAUAUGUUAAAGAUAAUGAGUUGUAUGAGUUUGGAACAAUUGUGUUUUCUCCCUACUUGAAAUUGAUCAUAAUAUAAUUUUUUAUCAAUAUCACACAUCAUCAAAAAUUUUGGGACCGUUUUUUGCAAAAGGUCCACUUGUAAAUAUUUUCCAAUAUAAAUGUACAUCUUUUUCAAAUCUUAUUAACCGGUGGACUGGUAUUAUAUCGUAUGUGUACGUUUUUCAAAGCACCACACUCUUAUCGAAAUAAAAUAAAAGUUGCUACUUCUUGAGACCUGAAAAAAAAGGGUUGGGAGUAAAAUUUUCAAAUUUUCCACUUGCAAGUUUUUAUGUUACUAGGGUAUACUAGCGCGCGUAUAGGUAUUUAUUUGCGCUGCUGCGCUCAAGAAAAUCUUAUAACUACUCGCGCAUACAAAACUGUCAAAUUGACAGUACACAAUUGUCAAACCGAUAGCAAGACUCCAAAUUUGAAAGUCCCACCGACCGAUCACAGUACGAAUAAAACGACAUCGAUGCCCCCCCCCCCCCCCCGUUGGUGACCAACUUCGGGCGUUACUCACAAACUUUAUAGAAAGGAAUAUGAUAAAAAUUUCAAGUUUUUUAAGAAAUAUAUAUGUCCAGUUUCUUGAAAAAAAUAAUAUAUGACGUUAUUUGCAGCUGACAUUUAGAAUUUACAUACUAUUUUGUUGUUUGGACAAAAUAUUCCAAUUUACGGUUGUUUACCAGUUUUUUUUUUAAAUCGAUCGAAAAUUGAUAUAGUUUUUUGAAUUUACACAUUAUACAAUACCGAUUAACUAACUAGUAGAGAGGACAGGGAAUUGAUUUUUUUCAAUAAAAGAGUCCAGUAUUCUAGAAACGUAAAGUUUCUAUGAAACAUAGCAUAAAACCUUUCUAUUGAGAAAACUACUCAUUUAGCGAAUUUUUAAUUUUAGGAUGAAAUUUUAUAAGUACACUUUGAAUCUUAUUUUUCACUCCUCUGAACGUGACGAAUUUAUUUUUCUCCGCCAAAUGAGUCUAGUGUCAUUAAAAACUUAUAGUUUUCAUGUCACGUAAGAAAAUCUAGUGCCCUAACAAAAUUGGAAUUUCCAUGUCAUAGCAUAAAAGUUUGCAAGUGAAAAAUCUUAAAACUUCACCCCCAACCCUUAUAUUCACCCCUUUGCAGGUAGCGAAUGUUGUUUUAUUAAUCUCUUCUUAUAAAAAGGGUCUAGUACUCUAAAAAACGUAUAGUUUUGUUGUUGAAAACUGUAUAAACCCUUAUAUUUUACCCUUUUGGAGGUGACGAAUGUAUUUUUAUUCCGAGAAUUGAGUCAAGUGUCAUAAAAAACUCGAAAUUUUUAUGUAAUAUAACAUAAAAAGAUACCAGUAAAUAAUUUGAAAUUUUCACCUACAAUCCUCAUUUUCACUCUUUUGAGGGUGGCUAAGUAAAAACUAAGUUUGGAAAUGGAAUCAGCAACCUUAGAAAUCCUCCGAAACGAAUUUUCGCGUAUUUUGAUAACUCAUUGGCUCGUACCAGUAUUAGCACGAAAACUGAAAAGAAGCUUACCAGUCAACCUAUUAAGAAAAAAAUUUUAUUCUACAUUCACAUACUUAAGUAUAGACUCAAGAUAUUGUAAAAUAACCACGCAAUGAUUUAUUUUAUGAAUUUCCGAUGAAGACCUUAUUUUUUUUUAUAAAAUUAAAAAAACACAAAAAUAACUUGCGCCACCUUUUAAAAUUCAGCUGCAGAUCCUUCUUUUGGCGAAGUUUUUUCUUGCAUCAUAUAUGAGCUUUUAAGAGGCGGUGAAUACUAAAAAAAUCGCCUUUUCGGAAGCUCUAAUAUGUUUAUAUAAAAAACGUACUCUACCAAUCGCUGAUGAGUUAACGUUCAGUUUCUCUCCCAUCCGUAUGAACAUUUCGGAAACUUGACUUUCGCUUCAGACAUUUUCUGAAUGGAAGUUUUAUGGAGCGGAAGAUAUACAUUCCGAAACUUGUCGAUCCAUAUUUUUCUACUAAAUUUACUGAUGUGCCGAAAAAUAAAGCAGUUUUCAAUUUUCAUAAAUGAAUGAAAAAUUGAAAAAAGAAAUCGAGGGCUUACGCACGACGCGAAAAAUAGUUUGCUCGUUUGCAUCUCAUUGACCGAAAAAUUUAUUGCUAUGUCUUAAUCGGAGAAGAUUUUUCAAUAAUAGAUCAAACGGAAAAAAUACAUGUCACUAUGUGUAACUUGAAGCUCCUGGUUUCUUAACUGCCAAAAAAUCGUAUCGGAAAUUUCAAACGUUCCCUCCUGUUUGGGUCUUUUUUAGGCUGAUUUUGAAAAAAGUAAUGUGAAAAACUUUCCAGCCACCCUUUGUUACAUACAGAUGUUGUGAAAUUUAAGAAGCUUUGAUAUUUUUGUGAAUGAAUGUCGUUCGUUUUUUUCUAGUCAAGCUUAGCUCCGCUGUGUCCGAUACGAACGAUGAGCAAUGAUCUUUUCAUAAAUGAGGAAGACAGUGUGAGAGUGAGAGAGAUAGUGACAAUCAUCCGAUCAACAUCAAUUUACAACUUUUUUCUGCAUUAUCGCGUUCAUUCCAAAACUAUAAAUGUUCCCCUCCCUCACCCUCGUUUAAUUAAAAAAACUCGAAUAAGCGAAUCUUCGAAUGUUUUUAAAACUUUUCAUAGCUGGGAGCAGGCAAUUCUUUUUACUUCAAAAAAAUUAUUCUUGAUAAGAACUGAUUUCUCUGGUAUUGCAUGACAAGCGAAAAGUCAUUGAUCUAAAUUAUCGAUAACCUAUUUGAUCUAAAAAUAAUGAGCCCAAGAGAAGAAGAAAGCCCAUUAUUGCUAUUCACAAUCGUUUAUCAACAAAUGACAUGGAAAUAGUUGAUGUGUAAUAGUCGGUAAUUCCUGUCUCGAUUGCAUUAUAUUUGCACUAUUACUCCGAGACGAAUAUUGUUUGUCUAUAUAAUUAUGUAUAUUUAUAUAUUGUUGAGAAAUCGCAAAUUCCCUCUUUUUUGUGUAAGCGAUAAACGGACGAUUAAUAUAGCAAGCUCGUUCAUUUUAUGUUUUGUUUUUUCUUCAGUCAUAUCAUUUUGUGUCAGAAGAAACUGCUAAGAAACUGCUGUAGAGCUUUGUCAAUGUAUAUUGUUGAACGUGAAAUAUCAUUGAUGCAAAUGUGAGUGCACCCAAUGCUCAAAAAAAGAAACUGAUUUUAUCGUAAAUUCGAUUAAAAUGAAAUAUUAUAGUUCUCAAAAAAAUUGUAUCGAUUUUAAUAGCAAUUGGGUUGUUGAUGUGUCUUUUUGAGCUUCGACAAAUUUAUCGAGUCAUUGAAAUCAUUAUUACUAUUAUGAUACGUAAGUGAAAUUUCGUGUUAUAGUUUAAUUUUGAAAUUCUCAUAAGUUUUCAUAUUUUAUCCAAAAAGCAAAUAGCAGUGCUAUUCCUCAAUGUCGACGACAGAAGUUUUCGAGUGAUAGCAUCAUCGCAACACUCGCCCAAAGGGCGAGUAUGACAGCUGUAAAAUCGAAACAAGGAAUUUACUGUCGGCUCGCACAAAUGGUGAAAAAAUUUGAACAUAAUUCUUUUUCUUUUCAAGGGAACGUAUUUGAAAUUCAUACGAAUUGGAAAUAGAUUAUGGUAGUAGAGCUUUUACGAGGAAUGCUUUGUAUAUGUAGAUUUUCGGUGAAACAGUGACUCGGUGGAUCUCAUUGUAAGCGCGAAUGAGGACGGCCCUAAACGUACAAUAACCAGUAUUUAAGCUUAUGAAUAAUUUUGUUUUCUGCAAAACCCACGAGACAAAUCUAGGGGGGAGGGGAUAAUAUAUAUUGCCAGUUCGAGAAUUUUCUGUACUGAAGCUUUUGUAAUAAUAAGCAAGAAAAGCUGAGAGGAUCGGGCGAGGAAAAAUAAUGAAUAAUGGGCAAGUAAAUAUCGGUGUUUCAUCAGAUGCGAGUGCAAGAUGGAAUCUUCGCAAGAAAAAGAAAUGUUGCGUCUUGAAUUCUGGACAUGUGUGAUCGGUUUUUGCGAAACAUUUUUUCUCAUAGGCAAGAUAGGAAGAAUUGUCAACGCGAAUAUUUGUGAUUUGGAGUGUAUUUGAAUGAGUGGGAUAUUGCCACUGUGGCGAAGUUGCCGCUUUGUUCGAAUUUUACUACUAAAUAUACUAAAUCUCAUUUUAUUUUUUACCGUACAGCAAAGCCGAAGACAUGAAAAAACAAGAAGAAUUAUGUUUGAACGCCGAGCUGCAUUUGAAAAAUUCAAUUAGCAGACCGCGUUUCAAUCAUUUUAAGCUCGUCAAACCUACCUCAACGUACUCAACGUGGCUCGUAGAGGUAUUUCAUAAUCUUUCCACCGCGAACGAAACAUACUCGUAUUGAAUAUUACCAACGAUUUUGAACGAUGAAAUAAAAUGAGAAACAAAUUCGAGCAUAAAACAAGACAUUCGGACUAUAUGCGGAGUAUGUGAUUGCGAUUGAAUUAAUUCCUAUCAGCUAAAUUCGAAUACGUUUUACGUACAAAGAUCGUCAUUGAGACUUUUUAUUGUCUAAAACAAAUCUGACCAGUGAAAAAACACGAUUACACCGAGAUUCGCUCGGAACAAAAGUGGACAAUUUUUCGAAUUAUUUCUCGAGGCUGUUUUAUACUCGAAAACAAUUUCAGUCUCGAGAAAAUAUAGAUUGUUCUACGACGAUAAAACAUCUCCGACAAAAGUUUUUUGUAAAGUAACGUUUUUUAACAAGACGAAAAUGAAUAAUAAAGCAUAAAACUUAAA